AUGGUCAUUGGCAUCAUCGCAGGAGACGAUGUCCGUCAAGCGAUACAGAAUGAGCACGAUCUCAGCUUCGUGGAAGCUCUCAGACUGUAUCCGACAGCAGUGGGAUGGAGCGUCUUCUUUUCGUUGGGAGUGAUCAUGACUGCUUUUGAUCCUCAAUUGAUGGGCAACCUUUACGCCACUCCUGCCUUUCAACGAGACUUUGGCUACCUCUAUAACGGCGAGUACAUCAUCAGCGCUCCAUGGCAGACGGGGCUCGGUAUGGGCAAUCCAAUCGGUCAAGUCGUCGGCGCUUUUGCCGCCUCGUAUCCGAUGGAGUGGUAUGGGCGGAAGAAGACGUUUGGCGUUUGCGUCGUGCUCACGGCGGCGUUCAUCUUCAUUCAAUUCUUUGCGAGGUCGCUCCAAGUCUUGUUGGUUGGAGAGCUGCUUGGUGGUCUGGUGCUCGGCACGUACGCUGUCAUCGCGCCGGCGUAUGCUUCUGAAGUCUGCCCCGUUGCUCUUCGCGGCGUUUUGACGAGUUACAUUAACCUUUGCUUCGUCAUGGGCCAACUGGUCGCCAAUGGCCUAAUGAACGGGACGAGCAAGCUCUCCAGUCACUGGGCCUAUAGCGCUCCCUUUGCGGCUCAAUGGAUUUGGCCACUCAUCAUCCUCAUCGGCCUGCCAUUCGCUCCCGAGUCCCCAUGGUGGCUCGUUCGAAGGGGACGGAUCGGCGAUGCCGAGCGUGCUCUCCAACAUCUAUCAUCUCCCACAGUGGACGUCAAGCCAACUCUCGCCAUGAUCAUCGAGACGAACUUCCUGGAACAGAAGCUCGAAGCUGGAUCAACGUACCGUGACUGCUUCAAACGUAUCAACCUCCGCCGCACAGAGAUCGCCGUGGGAGUCUACAGCAUUCAAGUCUUCUCUGGCAUCUACCUCGUGGGCUACGCGACGUACUUCUUCGAACUCGCCGGUCUGCCGACGACCAAAGCGUUCCAAAUGUCGCUUGGAUUCCUCGGUUUGGGCUUCUUGGGGACUCUGCUCUCUUGGGUUCUCAUCAUUCGCUAUGGGCGGAGGGUGAUAUACAAUGUCGGGCUUGCCUCGUUGGUCGUGCUCAUGUUCCUAAUUGGCAUUCUGGACUGUGUGCCUAGCUACUCGGCCAAUCAUCCCUUGAUUUGGGCUCAGUCCAGCCUGAUGCUAUUGUGGAACUUCUUCUACGAUUUGACGAUUGGACCUGUCUGCUUCGUCAUCCUCUGCGAAGUCUCCGCCACCAAAGUUCGCAGCAAAACCAUCGCCGUCGCGACAGCAGUGCAAGCAAUCUUUGGCAUCAUCAUGACCGUAGCCUUUCCAUAUCUCAUCAACCCUGACCAAGCGGAUCUGCGAGGCAAAGUCGGGUUCUUCUUCGGCGGACUAUCUGCGUUCAGUUUAUUGUGGGCGUACUUCCGAAUUCCGGAGACCAAAGGUCGGACAUAUGAGGAAUUAGAUCUGAUGUUUGCGAGAGGUGUGCCGACGAGGGAUUUCAAGAAGUAUCGAUUGGAAUGA
This is a messenger RNA of Zymoseptoria tritici IPO323, 1515 nucleotides long. RefSeq lists its product as uncharacterized. Gene Ontology annotation, cellular component: membrane. Gene Ontology annotation, biological process: carbohydrate transport; transmembrane transport. The record is from RefSeq and is a predicted model, not a curated record. The transcript is spliced from 5 exons. Gene Ontology annotation, molecular function: carbohydrate:proton symporter activity. Lineage: Eukaryota; Fungi; Ascomycota; Dothideomycetes; Mycosphaerellales; Mycosphaerellaceae. The coding region runs from base 1 to 1515 and encodes 504 amino acids.